AUGAAUGCACUGCUCAGUAGCACCAUCGCAGCGGUGUCGCCGAAGGUGAACACCACCAGGGAGGACAUCAAGGGCAUUCUCUGCGCCGACAACUGCCAGAUUAUACUCAUGGACUGCCCUGGAAUACUGGAAUCGCAUCGCAGAAGGCGGUUCUGCGCACCACUCGUCGACACUGCGUGGAGGACGUACAGGGAAGCCGACGCAUGUCUGUUGGUGCUCGACACGGUCAAGCGACCAGAUGCGGAACUAUUUCGAAUUGUAAGGUUGUUGACCGGGGCGGUGCCAUUCGACUCCGGAGUUACGUCGGAAGAGGCUAAAGACCAUGCCGGCGACAGGGAAUACCGCCAAAACUAUCGUGCAGCCGAGGAGGAUGACACCGACUCAGAUGGCACGGAACUCUACGAGGAAGAUGAAAGUGAUGCAUAUGGUGACGAGGAUAUAGAAACGGGUGAAUACGACCCUUCCCAAAAAAGGAAGCCAGUGGCGCUGGUGCUCAACAAGAUCGACCUGGUGCAGCACAAGAAGUGGGUGAAGGCCAGAACAAGGGAAAUCAAGAACCACGGCACAUUUGACGACAUAUUCUACACCAGUGCGAAGCACGGGAUAGGCGUGGAACGCAUUCUGCACUUCCUCAAAGCUGUGGCCAAGCCCGGUCGGUGGGUGUAUCCGCCGGACAUGCUCACGACGAUGUCCAAGGUGCAGCUGGUCGAACAACUGGUGCGGACCUACAUCUACUGCUGGUUCAACAAGGAGUUGCCCUACCAGGUUGGCCAGAAGGUAAUCGGCUGGACCCCAGCCGAAAAUGGAUCUCUAAUAAUAGAAAUGGUAAGACAACGUGAUAAAGCAAUCAACCGUACGCAGGAGCUGUACGUCAGAAACGAUAAAGCCGCUAAAAUCAUAUGCGGCAUCCAAGGAAGAAUUGUCAAACAGAUGCAAAAAAAUGUAUCACAUAGGCUUAGUAAAAUGUGGGAGCAGCCGGUCUUCCUGUACGCCCAGGUCAAGGUGAAACCGGCGUUCUUAAAUUAA
Molecule: messenger RNA, 1026 nt
Organism: Babesia ovata
Lineage: Eukaryota; Apicomplexa; Aconoidasida; Piroplasmida; Babesiidae
Product: GTPase
Exons: 1
Coding region: 1-1026 (341 amino acids)
Biological process (GO): ribosomal small subunit assembly
Molecular function (GO): rRNA binding; ribosomal small subunit binding; GTP binding
Source: RefSeq, a predicted model, not a curated record